AUGGCCCCAAAAGCAGAAAAGAAACCAGCUUCCAAAGCUCCAGCUGAAAAGAAACCAGCCGCCAAGAAGACCGCUUCUUCUGAACCAAAGAAGAGAUCAAAGACUAGAAAGGAAACUUACUCCUCUUACAUCUACAAGGUUUUAAAGCAAACUCACCCAGACACUGGUAUUUCUCAAAAGGCUAUGUCUAUUAUGAACUCUUUCGUUAACGAUAUCUUUGAAAGAAUCGCUGGUGAAGCUUCUAAGUUAGCUGCAUACAACAAGAAAUCUACUAUCUCUGCUAGAGAAAUUCAAACUGCUGUUAGAUUAAUCUUACCAGGUGAAUUAGCUAAGCACGCUGUUUCUGAAGGUACGAGAGCUGUUACCAAGUACUCUUCUGCUGCCAAUUAA
Messenger RNA from Dujonia railenensis, 390 nucleotides. The record is from the annotation of a GenBank genome assembly. Lineage: Eukaryota; Fungi; Ascomycota; Pichiomycetes; Serinales; Debaryomycetaceae.